Messenger RNA from Monodelphis domestica (gray short-tailed opossum), 6837 nucleotides. It is a transcript of the gene DOCK7, whose product is annotated as dedicator of cytokinesis 7. The record is from RefSeq and is a predicted model, not a curated record. NCBI's taxonomy places the organism in Eukaryota, Metazoa, Chordata, Mammalia, Didelphimorphia, Didelphidae. Gene Ontology annotation, biological process: small GTPase-mediated signal transduction; axonogenesis; positive regulation of GTPase activity. Gene Ontology annotation, molecular function: guanyl-nucleotide exchange factor activity.
CCAGAGGGAGGUCACAUGACUGUUCUGAGCGCUCCUCACCAGGAACUCGUGUUCGUUGGCCCUUUGAGGUUUGCAGAGGCUACUCCAAUGAGGGCUCCCUCGUGUUCCGGGGCUGCAGGAGCUGACACCGCCCCCAUUUUACAGAGAGGAACACUGAGGAGGAGGGAGGCCAACCUGGCUGGCAGGACGGUGGCGGCUGAGGUGAGGAAGCAGAUCUCAGGCCAGUAUGGCGGCUCCCCUCAGCUGCUCAAGAACCUCAGCCUGGCUGGCGGCGCCUCCCACCACACCUCCGUUCCCCUGACUGAGGCUGUGGACCCCGUGGAUCUGGAAGAGUACUUACUCACUCACCCACUUGCUGUGGAGUCUGGGCCUCUGAGGGAUUUGCUUGAGUUUCCCCCAGAUGACAUCGAAGUGGUUUACAGUCCCCGAGACUGUCGGACCCUUGUGUCCGCCGUCCCUGAAGAGAGUGAGAUGGACCCGCACGUUAGAGACUGCGUAAGAAGCUACACGGAAGACUGGGCCAUAGUGAACCGAAAGUACCACAAACUGGGAACAGGCUUUAAUCCGAACACAUUGGACAAACAGAAAGAAAGGCAAAAAGGUUUGCCCAAACAGAUCUUUGAAUCCGAUGAAGCGCCUGAUGGUAGCAGCUACCAGGAUGAGCAAGACGACCUUAAACGGAGAUCCAUGUCGAUCGAUGACACUCCCCGGGGCAGCUGGGCCUGCAGCAUCUUUGACUUGAAGAAUUCCCUGCCUGACGCGCUGCUCCCCAGCCUGCUCGAUCGCACCCCGAACGAAGACAUCGACCAUCAGAACGACGACCAAAGGAAAGCCAACCGGCACAAGGAGCUCUUCGCACUGCACCCGGCGCCAGACGAGGAGGAACCAAUAGAACGACUCAGCAUUCCUGAAGUACCCAAAGAACAUUUUGGCCAACGACUUCUUGUCAAGUGCUUGUCCCUCAAAUUUGAAAUUGAAAUUGAACCCAUUUUUGCAAGUUUGGCCUUAUACGACGUCAAGGAAAAGAAAAAGAUCUCUGAGAACUUCUACUUCGACCUGAACUCGGAGCCCAUGAAGGGCCUGCUGCGCCCCCACGUGCCCCCGGCCGCCAUCACCACCCUGGCCAGGUCCGCCAUCUUCUCCAUCACAUACCCUUCGCAGGACGUGUUUCUGGUGAUCAAGCUGGAGAAGGUGCUGCAGCAGGGGGACAUCGGGGAGUGCGCCGAGCCCUACAUGAUCUUCAAAGAGGCCGACGCCACCAAGAACAAGGAGAAGCUGGAGAAGCUGCGGGGCCAGGCUGAGCAGUUCUGCCAGCGGCUGGGGAAGUACCGCAUGCCCUUCGCCUGGACGGCCAUCCACCUGAUGAACAUCGUCAGCAGCGCCGGCAGCCUCGAGAGAGAUUCGGGUGAUGUCGAGAUCAGCGCCGCAGAACGCAAAGGCUCCUGGUCCGAGAGGAGGAAUUCCAGUGUUGUUGGCCGGCGGUCCCUAGAAAGAACGACGAGCGGAGAUGAGGCCUGCAGCCUGACCACCUUCCGGCCAGCCACCCUCACUGUGACCAACUUUUUUAAGCAGGAAGGAGACCGCUUAAGUGAUGAAGAUCUCUAUAAAUUUCUUGCUGAUAUGAGAAGGCCAUCUUCUGUCUUACGGAGAUUAAGACCCAUUACAGCUCAGCUGAAGAUUGACAUUUCUCCUGCACCAGAGAAUCCCCAUUACUGCCUGACCCCCGAAUUGCUGCAAGUCAAACUCUACCCUGACAGUAGAGUUAGACCUACCAGGGAAAUCCUGGAAUUUCCUGCCAGAGAUGUGUAUGUCCCGAACACUACUUACAGGAAUCUCCUUUAUGUAUAUCCCCAGAGCCUCAAUUUUGCAAAUCGCCAAGGUUCUGCCAGAAACAUUACUGUAAAAGUCCAGUUUAUGUAUGGAGAGGACCCAAGCAAUGCCAUGCCUGUGAUCUUUGGCAAAUCCAGCUGUUCAGAAUUCUCCAAGGAAGCCUACACAGCGGUAGUGUAUCACAACAGAUCGCCAGAUUUCCAUGAAGAAAUCAAAGUGAAGCUUCCUGCCACCCUGACCGACCACCACCACCUGCUUUUUACCUUCUAUCACGUUAGCUGUCAGCAGAAACAGAACACUCCGCUGGAGACUCCCGUGGGCUACACGUGGAUCCCCAUGCUUCAGAACGGACGCUUGAAGACUGGUCAGUUUUGCUUGCCCGUCUCCCUGGAAAAGCCGCCCCAGGCCUAUUCGGUGCUCUCUCCUGAGGUGCCUCUCCCCGGAAUGAAGUGGGUCGAUAACCACAAGGGCGUCUUUAACGUGGAGGUGGUGGCCGUGUCCUCCAUUCACACGCAGGACCCCUUCCUGGACAAGUUCUUCGCCCUGGUCAACGCGCUGGACGAGCACAUGUUCCCCGUGCGCAUCGGCGACAUGAGGAUCAUGGAGAACAACCUGGAGAGCGAGCUCAAGAGCAGCAUCUCCGCCCUGAGCUCGUCGCAGCUCGAGCCCGUGGUGCGCUUCCUCCACCUGCUGCUCGACAAGCUGAUCCUGCUCGUCGUGCGCCCGCCGGUCAUCGCCGGCCAGAUAGUGAACCUGGGCCAGGCGUCCUUCGAGGCCAUGGCGUCCAUCGUGAACCGGCUGCACCGGAGCCUGGAGGGCAGUCAGGACCAGCACGGCCGCAACAGCCUCCUGACCUCCUACAUCUAUUACGUGUUCCGGCUGCCCAACACGUACCCCAGCUCGCCCUCGCCAGGACCCGGAGGCCUGGGGGGGUCCGUGCACUACGCCACGAUGGCUCGCUCGGCCGUGAGGCCCGCCAGCCUCCACCUGAACCGCUCGCGGAGCCUCAGCAACAGCAACCCGGACAUCUCCGGGACGCCCACGUCUCCCGAUGACGAGGUUCGCUCCAUCAUCGGCAGCAAGGGUUUAGACCGCUCCAAUUCCUGGGUUAACACUGGUGGUCCCAAGGCUGCCCCAUGGGGAUGCAACCCCAGUCCAAGUGCAGAACCAACACAGGCUAUGGAUCGAAGUUGUAAUCGUAUGUCUUCGCACACAGAGACGUCAAGUUUCUUACAAACAUUAACGGGACGUUUACCAACUAAAAAGCUUUUCCACGAGGAGCUCGCUCUGCAGUGGGUCGUCUGUAGCGGCAGCGUCCGAGAAGCAGCUCUGCAGCAGGCCUGGUUCUUCUUUGAGCUGAUGGUGAAAAGCAUGGCGCACCAUUUGUAUUUCACCGAGAAGCUGGACGCCCCCAGGAAGAGCCGCUUCCCCGAACGCUUCAUGGACGACAUCACGGCCCUCGUCAGCACCAUCGCCAGCGACAUCGUUUCCCGCUUCCAGAAGGACGCAGAAAUGGUGGAAAGACUCAACAUGAGCCUCGCCUUCUUCCUCAACGAUCUGCUGUCCAUCAUGGACCGCGGAUUCGUGUUCAGCCUCAUCAAGGCCUGCUACAAACAGGUAUCCUCGAAGCUGUACUCGCUGGCCAACCCGAGCCUCCUGGUGUCCUUGAGGUUGGACUUCCUGAGGGUCAUCUGCAGCCACGAGCAUUACGUCACCCUGAACCUGCCCUGCAGCUUGCUCACGCCGCCGGCCUCACCAUCCCCUUCUGUGUCUUCUGCAACGUCUCAGAGCUCUGGAUUUUCUACAAAUGUACAAGACCAGAAGACAGCAAACAUGUUUGAGUUGUCUUUGCCCUUCCGCCAGCAGCAUUACUUGGCAGGACUUGUAUUGACUGAACUGGCCAUCAUUUUAGACCCUGAUGCAGAUGGUUUGUUUGGAUUGCAUAAGAAGGUCAUCAACAUGGUACACAAUUUACUGUCCAGCCAUGACUCAGACCCGCGGUACUCUGACCCCCAGGUAAAGGCCCGCGUGGCCAUGCUGUAUCUACCUUUGAUCGGCAUCAUCAUGGAGACUGUGCCCCAGCUGUACGAUUUCACAGAAACUCACAAUCAGCGGGGGCGGCCGAGCUGUGUGGCGAUGGAGGAGUAUGAGAGCGAAGGAGGGAAUAUGAUCAGCCAGACGGUGGCCAUGGCCAUAGCGGGCACGCCGGUCCCCCAGCUCGCCAGGCCCAGCAGCUUUCUGCUCGCUUCAUCGAGUGGCCGCCAGCACUCCGUGUUCUCGGCCGAGUCCAGCCGCAGCCUCCUCAUCUGUCUGCUGUGGGUCCUCAAGAACGCCGACGAGACGGUCCUGCAGAAGUGGUUCACCGACCUGUCCGUGCUGCAGCUCAACCGGCUGCUCGACCUGCUCUACCUCUGCGUGUCCUGCUUCGAGUACAAGGGGAAGAAGGUCUUUGAGAGGAUGAACAGCCUGACCUUUAAGAAGUCCAAAGACAUGAGGGCCAAGCUGGAAGAGGCCAUCCUGGGCAGCAUCGGGGCCCGGCAGGAGAUGGUGCGGCGCAGCCGGGGCCAGCUCGAGAGAAGCCCGUCGGGAAGUGCCUUCGGGAGCCAAGAAAAUCUGCGGUGGAGAAAGGACAUGACCCACUGGCGCCAGAACACGGAGAAACUGGACAAGUCCAGGGCAGAGAUUGAACACGAAGCACUGAUCGAUGGAAACCUCGCCACUGAGGCCAACCUGAUCAUCUUGGACACGCUCGAGAUCAUCGUCCAGACUGUCUCCCUGGCCGAGUCCAAAGAAAGCAUCCUUGGGGGGGUGCUCAAGGUGCUCCUGCACAGCAUGGCGUGCCACCAGAGCGCCCUCUACCUGCAGCACUGCUUUGCCACGCAGCGCGCCCUCGUCUCCAAGUUCCCAGAGCUGCUCUUUGAGGAGGAGACAGAGCAGUGUGCCGACCUGUGCCUGCGCCUCCUGCGCCACUGCAGCAGCGGCGUCAGCUCCAUCCGCUCCCACGCCAGCGCCUCCCUCUACCUCCUCAUGCGCCAGAACUUUGAGAUUGGGAACAACUUCGCCCGCGUGAAGAUGCAGGUGACCAUGUCCCUGUCGUCGCUGGUGGGCACAUCACAGAGCUUUAACGAGGAGUCUCUGCGGCGCUCCCUCAAGACCAUCCUGACCUACGCCGAGGAGGACCUGGAGCUGCGGGAGACCACGUUCCCAGACCAGGUGCAGGAUCUCGUCUUCAACCUGCACAUGAUCCUGUCGGACACCGUGAAGAUGAAGGAGCACCAGGAGGACCCCGAGAUGCUCAUCGACCUCAUGUACAGGAUCGCCAAAGGCUACCAGACGUCCCCGGACCUGCGGCUGACCUGGCUGCAGAACAUGGCCGGCAAGCACUCGGAGAGGAACAACCAUGCCGAGGCCGCCCAGUGCCUGGUCCACUCGGCCGCCCUGGUGGCCGAGUACCUGAGCAUGCUGGAGGACCGGAAGUACCUGCCCGUGGGCUGCGUGACCUUCCAGAACAUCUCGUCCAACGUCCUGGAGGAGUCGGCCGUGUCGGACGACGUGGUGUCUCCGGACGAGGAGGGCAUCUGCUCGGGAAAGUACUUCACGGAGGCCGGGCUGGUGGGGCUGCUGGAGCAGGCGGCUGCCUCCUUCUCCAUGGCGGGCAUGUACGAGGCGGUCAACGAGGUCUACAAGGUGCUCAUCCCCAUCCACGAGGCCAAUCGGGACGCCAAGAAGCUGUCCAUCAUUCACGGUAAACUGCAGGAGGCCUUCAGCAAGAUCGUGCACCAGAGCACGGGCUGGGAGGAUGGCAAGCGGAUGUUUGGCACCUAUUUUCGUGUCGGUUUUUAUGGGACCAAGUUUGGGGACUUGGACGAACAGGAGUUUGUGUACAAGGAGCCCGCGAUAACCAAGCUUGCCGAGAUCUCCCACAGAUUGGAAGGGUUCUAUGGAGAAAGAUUUGGAGAAGACGUGGUGGAAGUCAUCAAAGAUUCGAACCCCGUGGACAAGUGUAAACUGGAUCCCAACAAGGCCUACAUCCAGAUCACCUACGUGGAGCCCUACUUCGACACGUACGAGAUGAAGGACAGAAUCACCUAUUUCGACAAAAACUACAACCUGCGGCGCUUCAUGUACUGCACACCCUUCACCCUGGACGGCCGGGCCCACGGGGAGCUGCACGAGCAGUUCAAGCGGAAGACCAUCCUCACCACGUCCCACGCCUUCCCUUACAUUAAAACCAGGAUCAACGUCAUCCACAAGGAGGAGAUCAUCCUGACGCCCAUCGAAGUGGCCAUUGAGGACAUGCAGAAGAAGACGCAGGAGCUGGCGUUCGCCACGCACCAGGACCCCGCCGACCCCAAGAUGCUGCAGAUGGUCCUGCAGGGCUCCGUGGGCACCACAGUCAACCAGGGCCCGUUGGAAGUGGCCCAGGUGUUCCUGUCGGAAAUACCGCACGACCCGAAGCUCUUCAGGCACCACAACAAGCUGCGCCUGUGCUUCAAAGACUUCACGAAAAGGUGCGAGGACGCCCUGAGGAAGAACAAGAGCCUGAUUGGGGCCGACCAGAAGGAGUACCAGCGGGAGCUGGAGAGGAACUACCACCGCCUCAAGGAGGCCCUGCAGCCGCUCAUCAGCAGGAAGAUCCCCCAGCUGUACAAGGCGCUGCUGCCCGGCACCGGCCACAGGGAUUCCUUCAGCCGGAUGAGCCUUCGCAAGGUGGACCUCUAGGCGAGGAGGCACUGCCGGAUCACAGGGGCCGGCCUGGCCGGCCAGCUCCAUCUAGAAGCACCCCGGGCCGCAGCGGCCCUCGCUGUGGGCCGCAGACUGUGACGACCCAGAAAUCAUGGUGGGCUUCCGGGUGGUGGCGCAAGGCCACCACGGUGCACCCGCGCUGGGUUACUGGUCGCUGUCCGUCCACUUAACUUAUAGCUGGAGCCUCUCCAGACACCCUCUGGGGCCCCGUAGUCGUGCUCUGUUAAAGGUACUCAUUAAAUUGGUGGAUGUUUUCACUUA